UCGGGGCUGCAGCAGCGCUCACUCUGCGCGGGGCUCGUCGGCGCCUGCGAUAUCUCUCAUUCGGCAAAACGGCGAGACGCCUCCACACCUCCUCCGCCUGUAAUAAUACAUAGACGCGAUAACUUUCAGUGAUUUUUUUGGAACCAUCGUCUUCAGCCCAUCGCACUUUCUUUUUCUUCUUCUUCUUUUUUUGUGUGUGCUACUCGACAGUUGACUCGAGAUUCCUGCGAAGCAAUUGGGCUUCAACUCCCGACCCGAGGAGGCGGAGUCUUAACUUAUUAAAAGGAACUUGCCGAGGCUCGGACGCCCGCAAAUAUGAUGAUGAUGUCUCUGAACAGCAAGCAGCAUUUUGCCAUGGCCCACAGCAGCUUGCCCGAGCCCAAGUACUCGUUGCAUUCCUCCUCGUCCUCCACGCUGACUUCCAAUGUGCCCUCGUCCUCCUGCUCGUCCUCCCGACACAGCAGCACCAUCAUCAGCAGCAGCGGCAGCAGCAGCUCGGAGGCGAUGCGCAGAGCCUGUCUCCCAACCCCACCGAGCAAUAUAUUCGGGGGCUUGGAUGAGAGUUUGUUGGCCCGGGCUGAAGCUCUAGCGGCGGUGGAUAUAGUCUCGCAGACCAAGAGCCACCACCACCCACCACAUCACAGCCCCUUCAAGCCGGACGCGACCUACCACACCAUGAACACUCUCCCCUGCACCUCGUCUUCCUCCUCCUCCUCCUCGGUGCCUAUCUCUCAUCCGUCCGCCCUGGCUGGCCACCACCAUCACCACCACCAUCACCACCACCACCAGCCUCACCAGGCACUGGAGGGGGACCUGCUGGACCACAUCACCCCGGGACUGGCACUAGGAGCCAUGGCAGGGCCGGAUGGCUCGGUGGUUUCCACGCCUGCGCACCCUGCCCACAUGGCGGGCAUGAACCACAUGCACCAGGCAGCCAUCAACAUGGCUCAUGCCCACGGGCUACCACCGCACAUGGGCAUGAGCGACGUGGACGCCGAUCCCAGGGACUUGGAAGCCUUCGCGGAGAGGUUUAAGCAGAGACGGAUCAAACUCGGGGUUACCCAGGCGGAUGUAGGGUCAGCGUUAGCCAGCCUGAAGAUUCCUGGGGUGGGCUCCCUCAGCCAGAGCACCAUCUGCCGAUUCGAGUCCCUCACGCUCUCCCACAACAACAUGAUCGCGUUGAAGCCCAUCCUGCAAGCGUGGCUCGAAGAAGCCGAGAAAUCGCACAGGGAGAAACUUAAUAAGCCCGAGUUGUUCAACGGCGCGGAGAAAAAAAGGAAGCGCACGUCGAUAGCGGCGCCGGAGAAGAGAUCACUGGAGGCCUAUUUUGCCAUUCAGCCGCGUCCCUCCUCGGAGAAAAUCGCAGCGAUCGCAGAGAAGCUGGACCUGAAAAAGAACGUGGUGCGGGUCUGGUUUUGCAACCAGCGGCAGAAACAGAAACGAAUGAAAUACUCUGCAUGCGUCUGAAAAACAACACCCAACUAACAAAACAGAAAGAAAAACAGAAACAGAAAAAAAAACUACAAAAAAAAACAAAAAAACAAUCGCUUUGAAC
Messenger RNA from Acanthopagrus latus (yellowfin seabream), 1555 nucleotides. RefSeq names its product POU class 4 homeobox 2 (gene pou4f2). The transcript is spliced from 2 exons. The record is from RefSeq and is a predicted model, not a curated record. Gene Ontology annotation, biological process: regulation of transcription by RNA polymerase II. The coding region runs from base 316 to 1467 and encodes 383 amino acids. Gene Ontology annotation, molecular function: RNA polymerase II cis-regulatory region sequence-specific DNA binding; DNA-binding transcription factor activity, RNA polymerase II-specific. NCBI's taxonomy places the organism in Eukaryota, Metazoa, Chordata, Actinopteri, Spariformes, Sparidae.